This is a messenger RNA of Sebastes umbrosus (honeycomb rockfish), 1502 nucleotides long. It is a transcript of the gene tmem106a, whose product is annotated as transmembrane protein 106A. The record is from RefSeq and is a predicted model, not a curated record. Bases 231 to 962 code for a protein of 243 amino acids. Lineage: Eukaryota; Metazoa; Chordata; Actinopteri; Perciformes; Sebastidae. The transcript is spliced from 8 exons.
AUGAACAGCAGCACAUGUGAUCAGCAGCUUGUCAUCAUCUGCAGAAGGAGGAAGUUUCCUCCCACUUUGUGUUUUUGUCUGGAGACAUGAGUAAGCUUUUAUUUUGUCGACAGUCUCACUUUAGCUUUUAUAAAAUUUAAGAUUAUAAAGAAGACUUAGCAGCUUAGUUUAAACACACUGGCUGAUAUCUGGAGCUUCAUCUGAAGUCGUGUUUGUGAGACUGCAGUGUCAUGGUUACACCAGCAAAAAACAGCAAAACCACAGAGGAAUCUGAUCUGACUGAAGGGAUGGAGAAGGUGAAAACACUGAAGCAGUUCCCUCCGUACGGCGCCAUACAUGGACACUCAACAGGAGAAACCUGCCCCACAUGUCGUGGCACCGGGCGAAUCCCCAGAGGCCAUGAAGACCAGCUAGUUGCUGUAAUACCAUGCAGUGAUGCAAGGCUGAAACCCAGACGCACGAAGCUGUACGUCUGCAUCUCCAUGGUCGUGUGUCUCUUCGUUUGCUGUCUGACUCUUUUCUUCCUCUUCCCCCGGAGUGUCAUCGUGACGCCUGUGUCCGUGCUGUCCGUCAUGGUCUACUUCACCCCAGACGAAGUUGAUAUGGAGGUCACAAAUCUCAUCACCAUCUCCAAUGAGAACUUUGUCCCAGUUCAGAUUGUGGAGUUUACCAUGCAGGGUCUGGUCUCUAAAGAAGUUGUGGCUAAAACCAGGAUAUAUAACAUGACCGCCAUCCAGCCACGCUCACAGAAAUCGUACACCAUUCAAAUUGACCUGCCCAUCACCGAUAAAGGCCUAAACUCUUACUGCAAGUCGAGCUCUAUCAAGAUUCACACGUUAUUCGUGGAGCUGCAAAUAACAAUGAAUAUCUCGUAUCUCUCUCACACGGAGCAGCUGUCUCUGGACACCUUUGAGUAUAUUGACUGUGGCACCAACUCAACAAUCCCUCAUCCUGUGAGAUGAUGAAAUCAAAAUGAAAAACACCAAAGUUGGAGUGUGAAAUAAUGAAUAUUGUGGCUGCAUUGCACCUUUUCCCUUCCUCUUCUGUGUGGGAUGUGACUUUAUGAAUUGCAAAAAUGCAUCUUAUCCAGUGAUUCAGAUCUUUUACUUUAGAAAAACUACCAAAGGAAACAGUGUAGUAAUAAAGUAGCAAGUAAAUGUACUUAGUUACGUUCUUAUGAUCUUAUUGUGUAUGUUGUUUUAGCAUACCUUACGACUUUAACCAAUCACCACAAUGUUAUAAUUUAAACAUAUUGAUGCUUUAAAUAUACUUAUAUUUCAGCAUGAAUGUUGUAUUUGAUUGAGAUCUGCCUGUAAAUCUUAUUUCAGGCAAAGUAUGAAACAAGGCAAAGUAUGAAACGAGCACAAUUAUUGUAUUUUUGUUUUAAAAUGUGAGAAUUUCACAAUGUUUUUGAGCAGCAUGUCAUCUAUUGUGUAAAUAGGAUGUUAAUCUCUGAUAAUCUUGUCUGUGGCAUUUGCACUUCAUUAAACUGUGGCAUUCAA